CAAUGUCGUGGCCGGGCCGUUAGUACUGAAUUAAUAUGCAACAUUUUUAUUUUCAGAAAAUUAAUCCACAAUGGCGGAUGAUGAAGGUAACGAGGAUGUUGGGGAGGAGCAGCAGCCAGAGGUCUAUGAGGAUGACACACUCAGUCCGGUACCCGUGCAGCCUCUAGACCCGCCCAAGUAUGAAGUUAGGCCCGGCCUCGGAGAAAAAUUUCAAGCUGAGAACAUAUACGAGAUUAUACUGUCGUCUAUGCAGCAGCAGUUAACAGGCAGAACGUACCGAGCCGACCAGGCGCCACACUGGGCGCAAAUGAUCGUCAAUGGCGUCAGGCAACGGACACAAGAGCUUGGCAUGAAGAGGUACAAAAUUCUAGUUCAGGCCGUGAUCCUCGAAAUGAAAGGCGCCGGCAUCAAGAUGGGCCAGCGGUGUCUCUGGGACCCCGAGACUGAUGACUACGUCCACGGUCUAUACAAGGACGGCAGCAUACUGUGCCACUGUACCGUCUAUGGCAUAUAUAUGUACUGAGGGCGCCACUAUUGACUAUAGUCAGGUACCUACACAUGCAUUUGAGGAGAUAAUUAUGCUAAUGAUAUAUUUACAUGGUUCAUAAGGAUUCCUAUUAGAGUUCUGACGACUAUGUCUAAGGGCUGUACAAUAGAGCUGUGCUUGCUCGUUCACUGAAAAGAUCGCUACCAACUAGUACGAUCUCCAAAGUGUACUAGUUCGUUCUUUUAGGACAUUUAGUACAGUAGUACACCGAGAGAGCGAGAGACAUGUUCAUCCGUUCGGGAGCUACGAUGCCACAGACAGACACACACAGACAAACAAACAGACAGACACAUCAAACGUAUAACAGCCCGUCGUUUUUGCGUCGGGGGUUAAAAAAUAAAAUUGCUGGAAAAGUUGCGAUGUCUGAUUGGUCUGAAUGUAAAUCAGUUUAACUGUGACUUUAUGACGUUUUUUAUUGCGUAGUCUGUUAAUGUAUUAUGUAAUAUAUUUGGACAUAUACUUGUAACAUACAGGGUGACAUCGCAGAUGCGUUCAAGAAGUUGUACAGAAAUUGAUUUUAAAAAUUAUCAAGUCAGACCAUGUGCUGACGUGAAAUACUGUGAAAAUCACCUUGAAGCAUUUUUUAUCUGGGUAAUAUUUGACUCCGGCCCAGCCACGACAUUGGUCUAAGCGCGACAGCGGUGAGCGGCAGCCAUACGUGCGAAUGAAAAGUCCCAUCGCUGUGUCUCGCUCCAAUAUAUGGCCGCCGCUCACCGCUGCCGCGCUUAGCCCAAUGUCGUGGCUGAGCCAUUAAGCCAUAUCCUAUAGCGAUUUUGAUAUAUGUCACCCUGUGCAGUAUGACCAAAAAGAGUAGUAAUUAAAAACCGGCCAAGAGCGUGUCGGGCCACGCUCAGUGUAGGGUUCCGUAGUUUUCCGUAUUUUUCUCAAAAACUACUGAACCUAUCAAGUUCA
This is a messenger RNA of Leguminivora glycinivorella, 1459 nucleotides long. RefSeq names its product dynein light chain Tctex-type protein 2B-like. NCBI's taxonomy places the organism in Eukaryota, Metazoa, Arthropoda, Insecta, Lepidoptera, Tortricidae. Gene Ontology annotation, biological process: microtubule-based movement. The transcript has 4 exons. Gene Ontology annotation, cellular component: cytoplasmic dynein complex; cytoplasm. The record is from RefSeq and is a predicted model, not a curated record. Gene Ontology annotation, molecular function: dynein intermediate chain binding. Bases 71 to 523 code for a protein of 150 amino acids.